This is a messenger RNA of Hymenoscyphus albidus, 1202 nucleotides long. The record is from the annotation of a GenBank genome assembly. Lineage: Eukaryota; Fungi; Ascomycota; Leotiomycetes; Helotiales; Helotiaceae.
AGGUUAGAAAUAACGCGCCUCUGAUUGGCCAGCCUUGGAUGACUUCAGAGCCAAGCCUUCCCACCUACUGACUAUCAGACUGAGGUGACUUUGAGGUGGGCCGAUUUCACAUCUUCUGGUUACAAAACACCACCCCACAACCCACCUCUACCUACCACGUCUCCUACCUUGUACUUUACCUCCUCUGUACUCACCAAACUUCCUAAUUGUAUUCUACCACCUCUCUUGAAUUUGCAAAAUGCCCGUACAACGCAUAUUAUCGCCUCUGGCGUCCUCCGCAGGCUCUGUCUUCAGAUUCGCCCCGUCGCCAACAUGCUCAUCUUUGCGCCCGUGUCAAUAUCUCCUUCGCUCCUUCUCCUCCUCACAAUCUACCAACGCCUCCUCGAAGCGAAAGAUGCAGACGAGUACAGCAUGGCAACCUCAUACACUCGGUAGCCAACCUCCGCCACCUCUCACGGGAGGAAUUCCCAGCUCGGUAACUCCAAGCAUACCCCAAGUCAACGACAUCCGCCCACCACCACAACCAGUAGCGCAGCAAAAAGCUGCCACUACUCAAGAAGUACCCGAGUCCGCGACUACACUGAAGGAGCAGGGAACACAAGAAUCUGAAGCUGCGAUACCAGCAACCAAGACAAGACGUGGAUACACCCUCCGGCCCAGAAAGGCAGCUAUGAAGUUAACCCCGGGCGCUGUGGAACAACUACGAACACUACUCGACCAACCAAAUCCCAAACUCAUAAAGGUUAGCGUUAAGAAUAAGGGAUGCAGUGGCUUGGCCUAUCACUUGGAAUACGUUGACAAAGCUGGUCCUUUCGACGAGGUGGUUGUGCAGGAUGGUGUGAAGGUGGUCAUUGAUAGUGGCGCAUUGAUGAGUAUCAUUGACAGCACGAUGGAUUGGACGGAGGAUAAACUAAACCAGAAAUUCGUCUUUACGAAUCCUAAUAUAAGUAAGUUUUCCAGUCUCACGAAAUUAUUCAAGUUCGUUACUAAUGGAAAUAUAGAGGAAGAAUGCGGUUGCGGCGAAUCCUUCAUGGUGUAAAUUAGACGUUGAUGAUACUAUAUAUUGGAUUUAUGAAUUUUUGGGAUCUGCGGGAGUUGCAUUGGGUGGCGUUUCUACUUGGGUUUGGGUAUCACGGAUGGAUACCAACCAGCAUCAGCGAAAUAGAGAUUGAUUUUGCUUUGGUUGCAUAUACGAUAUUGGU